AACCUUUUAAAGUCUUUAAUCUUAAGAAGAGUUCUUCAGGAUUUUUAACUAUUUCAUAAGUUAGUCAAGGUUUGACCACAAUUUUUUAUAAAAAAUUUGACUAAUUAGUGUCUAUUGUUCAACUACAUGCAGUUGUAACAUCAAAAUAUUCAUUAAAUCGCUUGAAAACUCAAUUUUAAAAACAUGCGAAUUGGAAAUUUAAUUAAUUGAAAAAGAGUGAAAAGAAAAAAACCAAAAGUUUGCCCUAAAAGUUUAUAAUGCAAUCACCAAUAAGCAACUCAACAAUAGUUGGAAGUAACACAAAUUCACCGCAAGCACCAAUAAGAACAAGACGAAGAGCUCAAUCAGUCGCAGUACAAGGAGUAUCUGCCGAGGCCAUUGCCCAUCGUCGUGUGUCGCUAUUCGAGUCUAACAAAAAUUCGAAACCUUGAAAAUCCAAGAAGAAACUGAAACUAUUUUUGGCGUACAUAGUAGAUAGAUUGAAGAGAGAAAGAUAACAUUCAAAGUAUCAAUUUUUGAAAAAUAAGAAAAUCUGAAACAAAAACACGAAAAUUGGCAUUUACACCUCAACUCGAAUAAUUAAGUAGAAGCACAAACAAAACAAAAUUAAAAAAAUCUAUACAAAUGGCUGGCAACGCGUACGGCUACCUCACAGGAUCACAAUUGUUAAAUAAUGAUGAAGGAUCUAGUCAGAUACGAAUCAAGAUUAUUGCGGGUAAAUCGUUAGCCAAAAAAGAUAUUUUUGGCGCCAGCGAUCCUUACGUACGAAUCGACUUAAACACAUUAAAUGGCGAUGUAAAUAUUGACUCUGUACUUACGAAAACGAAGAAAAAGACAUUGAACCCGUUGUGGAAUGAAGAGUUCAUCUUUCGUGUGAAACCAAACGAGCAUAAGUUCGUCUUUCAAGUCUUCGAUGAGAAUCGUUUCACUCGUGACGAUUUUCUCGGCAUGGUCGAACUGACACUUGUUAAUUUGCCAAAGGAACAGGACGGGCGAACAAUCGCUCCAAAAAGUUAUCAACUUCGACCGCGCAGUGCACGAUCUAAAGUCCGUGGAACAUUAGAAAUCUAUCAUGCUUAUAUUCGUGACUCGGAAACAUCACCAGCAGAUGCUGAUUGGGAGAUGUCUUUAGACAAUAAUACGACGCCUGUGUCGCAGAUCAUGAACCAAACGGCGGCUAUUGAGCCACUUCCAAGUGGUUGGGAAGAACGACAAGAUGCAAAUGGUCGAACAUAUUAUGUCAAUCACGUUGCAAGAACAACACAAUGGGAAAGACCAACAUUGGGAACAAUUUCGCAAUCAACAGUUGAUAGUAACAGAGUGGACAAUGAAAUUGCCACAGCUUUCCAACGAAGAUUUCAUAUCAGUGUUGACGAGUCAGAACAAAACAACCCUGAUGAAGUAAGCAUGCACUCCGAUGACUCCAAUGUUGAUAAUCUUUCAAUAAGAUCAGAACAAUCGGUGACACCAGCAACGCCAACAUCUGAGAAUGGUAGAAUCCGCCCAGUACGUCCAGCGCCUUCCAUCCCGACUGGAUUAAGUCGAAGUGGAACUCGUCGAUCGGCCCCAGAACCUCCAUUAAGAUCAACAUCAAGAGCAACAACGACGGCUCCAUCGCAAACUACUACGGGAUUGAAUCGUCAACCAUCGGUAGAAGAUAACACAAGUUACACUGGUGACGAUGUUGAUCAUUCUGAGACUUCAUCGAUGUCAUCGAAUCAUCGUUCAAAUGCAUCAGUAACACCAAGCUCAUCGCAAUCGCGACAAAAUUCCUUAGAAAGUCCAAUAAAUCGACAACAGUCUUCAACUCAACAACAAUUAUCUGACGCUGGUCUUCCAGCAGGUUGGUCAAUGCAAGUGGCGCCAAAUGGUCGAAUUUUCUUCAUUGAUCAUGCUGAGAAAACAACAUCGUGGGUGGAUCCACGUACAGGUUGUGCGAGUCCAAUGCCAAAUGCUCAAAGUUCAGCUGAAGAGAGACAUGAAGAUGAUUUGGGUCCACUGCCAGAAGGCUGGGAAGAAAGAGUUCAUUCAGAUGGUAGAAUCUUCUUUAUCGACCACAACACAAGAACAACGCAGUGGGAAGAUCCACGACUGUCAAAUCCAAAUAUCGCUGGACAAGCGGUGCCAUAUUCUCGUGACUACAAACAAAAGUACGAGUAUCUGAAGAGUCAACUUAGAAAGCCGACAAAUGUGCCCAAUAAAAUUGAAAUUAAAGUGCGACGUGAAUCGAUUUUGGAAGAUUCUUAUCGUAUUAUUAAUUCUGUUACAAAAACGGAUCUGUUGAAGACAAAAUUGUGGGUGGAAUUUGAAGGCGAAGCUGGCCUUGAUUACGGUGGAUUGGCACGUGAAUGGUUCUUUUUGUUAUCGAAGCAAAUGUUUAAUCCUUAUUAUGGAUUGUUUGAAUACAGUGCGAUGGACAAUUACACGCUUCAAAUUAAUCCAUUUAGUGGACUCUGUAACGAAGAGCAUUUAAAUUAUUUCAAAUUCAUUGGUCGUGUUGCUGGUAUGGCUGUUUAUCAUGGGAAGCUUCUUGAUGCCUUUUUCAUUCGUCCAUUUUACAAGAUGAUGCUCGAAAAGCCGAUUGAUUUGAAAGAUAUGGAAUCCGUGGAUAUGGAAUACUAUAACUCAUUACUUUGGAUAAAAGAAAACGAUCCAAGUGAGUUGAUGUUGACAUUUUGUGUUGAUGAAGAAACAUUCGGACAUACUAGUCAAAGAGAGCUGAAGCCAAAUGGCAAUCAAAUUGAUGUAACAAAUGACAACAAAGAUGAGUACAUUCGGUUAGUGAUUCAAUGGCGUUUUGAAUCACGUGUGAAAGAUCAAAUGCAAGCAUUACUUGAAGGUUUCGGCUCAAUUGUUCCACUUAAUCAUUUGAAGAUCUUCGAUGAGAACGAACUCGAGUUGUUGAUGUGCGGAAUUCAGAAUAUUGAUGUGAAAGAUUGGAAGAGAAAUACUUUGUACAAAGGAGAUUAUUAUGCAAAUCAUGUCAUCGUGCAAUGGUUUUGGCGUGCUGUUCUCUCAUUCUCCAAUGAGAUUCGUGCUCGUCUUUUGCAAUUUGUGACAGGAACGAGUCGCGUACCGAUGAAUGGAUUUAAAGAGUUAUACGGAUCGAAUGGACCACAAAUGUUUACAAUUGAAAAAUGGGGAACGCCAGAAAACUUUCCUCGUGCUCAUACAUGUUUUAAUCGACUUGAUCUGCCUCCUUAUGAAAGUUAUCUACAACUUAAAGACAAACUCAUUAAAGCAAUUGAAGGAUCGCAAGGCUUCGCAGGCGUUGAUUAGUUGCCAGAUUCGCCAUUCGCCUCCAAAGCUUCAAUUAUAAUUUAUCAACGUUUUGUUAUUAGCUGAAAAACGAAAUUUCCAUCAUCAUUAGAUGUUGUCAUCGUAUCUGGGUGAAAUUUAUAGAAACAUUCCACCUUUUAAAGAAACAAAAAACAAUUCAAAGCAAACAAAAAAAGUGCUUCAUUUAUGUUCACCCACCAAAUAGACAGCGACGCUAAUAGAAAACAAAUAAACAAUAAAACAUGUUCAUGUGCCUUCAUUUGUGCGCGAAAUGAUAUUAUGAGAGCCUUUGCAAGAUAAAUGCAUUUUAAAGGGUUUCGUCUUAUGUUUGGAACUUGUUAUAAAACUGUUAUAACAGUUUUUUAAUUAAAAAAUAAUUUUAUGUUUCUGCAUCAUCGCAUCGAGUAUUCAAACAAAUAAUUGUGGCGUGAAAAUAUUCCAACGCAGCAAAAAACAAAUCAAUUUAAGGUUCUGAAGAAGUCUCUGAUAAAGUCUUUCAUUUUAUUUUAUUUCGCUUAAAAGCUGAGCUUACUUAUCACAAACUCAUACCAAAAUCUUAGAUAUCUACUUAUGCUUUAGGAAGUUGUUUGCUUUUGUCUAGCAUUUCAUACGAUAAAAAUAAAAAAAUAAAAUAUUUUUCUUUGAAACUUAAACUCGUCGAGUCGUUCACGGCUCAUAUUUAUUUUCUCGCUUUUCUUUAUUCUCCCAAGAAAAAAAAAUUAAUCCUUAAGGAAAAUGUUAUAAGUAUAGCGAGUUAUUUCGCCAGUGUGGGCGCUUUCAUUUAUUUUUUAUGCGUAUUAUGUAAAAUAAAAAGAGAAAAUCAUUUAAUGAUCCUAAUUUUAAGUCUUUGAAAUUUCAUUGAUAAAAGAAAAGAAAAGAAAAAAACAUUUUGAUGGAAGAUAAAUUAAAUUAAAUUAAUAUUAAAAGAAAAUGAAAAAUAUUCUAAAUUAUGAGUUUAAACAUAAUAAAAGGCUAAAAAAAGAAGAAAA
Molecule: messenger RNA, 4268 nt
Organism: Clunio marinus
Lineage: Eukaryota; Metazoa; Arthropoda; Insecta; Diptera; Chironomidae
Source: the annotation of a GenBank genome assembly